UGCGAAUUCGUCACUAGGGGGUGAUACUAGUUUCUUCAGUCAAACAAUAGAAGUAAAAAAUGCGAGUUAAAAUUUAUCUUUCUUGCCCAAUUUAUAUCAAAAAUGAUAAUUUAAACUUGUAUUCAUUAUGAUUACGUCACAUUUUGCAAUAAAUUUAUCUUAAAUUCAUAAUUUUGAAAAUUAUAUAAGUUUACAGUUAAAAAAUAUGACAAUAACACUCUGAUAGUUAAAUAAUUACAGUUUUGUUUAUAAAAGUAUUGAAACAGUUUAGAAAUCAACAUUGUUAAGAUUAGUAAUGACAUUUAUCAUCACAAAUAAAUAAAGAAUAUUAUUAUAACUAGAUUGUAAAAAACUUGAGUCAGAAUUGUAUCAAUAAUGUUAUCAAGAAAAAACAAAGAUUUGCGAACUAUCAAGGAAGGAGUGGUAGGAAAAUAUGUCAAAAAAGAAACUCCACCUGAAAUGCCAAUAAUCAAUGUAUGGACUACUGAACCUAAUGGAAGGAAAAGAAGACAACCCAAUCAAUCUGCUCUACCAGCAUCAAUUCCAAUCUCUCAACAAAGUAUGGUACAAAAAUUUGGAAACACAAAAACGACAACAAGUGCUGUUGGUCUAGGAAGUCACGAAGGAAAAUAUACUCCAAAUAGUUCUGUUCCUGAUUUAGCUCAAAGAUUUGCCAGCUUAUCUGUGAAUUCUGGAGCAAUUGAUGGACCUGUGUCACGAACUGCAACACCAAUGUAUCAUUUACGAUUAUCACCUACAAUUUCAUCCCAUACAUAUGUCAAUCAGUAUGCAGGAUCAGAAUAUCAUUUAGAUAGAGUUCAAACUCCGCAGUUGCCUUACGUACCUUUUGAGACUGAUGGAGGAUAUGAAGACUUUAAUCAAACUUCAUAUCACCAAAACCCUGGAUAUAGCAGAGCUCAUUCAGAAAGAUCUAGUUCACGUAAUGAGCAGUCAACAGAAUUGCCUUUACCUCCAGGAUGGUCAGUAGAUUUUACUUUGAGAGGAAGAAAGUAUUACAUUGAUCAUAACACAAAAACAACUCACUGGUCUCAUCCACUUGAGAAGGAAGGAUUACCUACUGGAUGGGAAAGAAUUGAAUCACCUGAAUACGGUGUUUAUUACGUGAACCAUAUUACUCGGCAAGCACAAUAUGAGCAUCCUUGUUAUCCGUUGGAAAUGCAAGCAGUACGAGUUGUUUCUCCUCCACGGCAUACUCACUUCCACUCUCACAGUGUUUUAGUGCCAGCUAAUCCUUACCUGAACGAAGAGAUUCCUCACUGGUUGUAUGUUUACAGUCGUGCAUCAAUAUCCUUAGAUAGAAAACUGCGAUGGGAAUUGUUUAGAUUACCAGAACUUGAUUGUUUUAAUGCAAUGCUCACAAGACUUUAUAAACAAGAGUUAGAAGAGGUUGUCAUGAGAUAUGAAGAAUAUAGAUCAGCAUUACUUUGUCAAAUGGAGCAAAGAUUGAAAGAGUUAAACCCAGAAACUGGAUCAUCGUCAAAUGCAGUUGCAUUACGUCGAUCUCUUCCCUAAGUUACAUGAUAAUUGAUCAAGUUAUUUCAGUUUUUUUUUCAAUUUAAAAAUACUCAAAGGAUUGUUUGAUAUACAAAAGUCAGAAAUAAAUAGAAAUUAUUUUUUUAUUUUA
This is a messenger RNA of Chelonus insularis, 1645 nucleotides long. Its product is annotated as scaffold protein salvador. Bases 376 to 1533 code for a protein of 385 amino acids. NCBI's taxonomy places the organism in Eukaryota, Metazoa, Arthropoda, Insecta, Hymenoptera, Braconidae. Gene Ontology annotation, biological process: positive regulation of apoptotic process; apoptotic process; hippo signaling. Gene Ontology annotation, cellular component: cytosol. The record is from RefSeq and is a predicted model, not a curated record. Gene Ontology annotation, molecular function: molecular adaptor activity; protein binding. The transcript is spliced from 8 exons.